Parnassius mnemosyne (clouded apollo) is the source of this 291-nucleotide messenger RNA. The record is from the annotation of a GenBank genome assembly. NCBI's taxonomy places the organism in Eukaryota, Metazoa, Arthropoda, Insecta, Lepidoptera, Papilionidae.
CUGAGUCGUGCGAGGAGAACAGUAGAGAACGCAUUUGGUAUUUUGUCCGCCAGAUUUAGAGUUUUACGAGCUACAAUAUCAUUAGAUCCAGAAAAAACUACUACUUUAAUUAUGACAUGCGUGUUACUGCAUAAUUUUCUAAGAAAAACAGGAUCGAGCAUGAUUUACGCUCCAUCUCAAUACUAUGAUAGCGAAGACGAAAUAACUGAUGAUGGGAGAGAAAUAAGAAAAGAAUUCGCUGAAUAUUUUUCAAAUGAAGGGUUAUUGGACUGGGCAUCUAAAUACUAUUAA